This is a messenger RNA of Glycine soja, 978 nucleotides long. RefSeq names its product mavicyanin-like. Bases 248 to 823 code for a protein of 191 amino acids. NCBI's taxonomy places the organism in Eukaryota, Viridiplantae, Streptophyta, Magnoliopsida, Fabales, Fabaceae. Gene Ontology annotation, molecular function: electron transfer activity. The record is from RefSeq and is a predicted model, not a curated record. The transcript has 2 exons. Gene Ontology annotation, cellular component: plasma membrane.
AGAUUAAUCAGAUUAUGCAGCGGGCCACAUUAUUUCUCUUUGUAAUUAGUGUUAAGUUUUCAUCAAACAAACCAAUUAGUUAAAGAAAAAGACUGGGACCUAUUCAUCCACUUUGCCAUUCUUCAAGUUCCAACAUCCAAAGCCAGCUAGUCAAACGGAUAUAUAAAGACCCCAACCAAAGGAAAAGAAGAUACAAACAAACAACAACAAGAAGGGUCUCUAAUUUACUUCUGCAGGGCUUGAAACCAUGGCUUUGGUAGAGAGAGUUGUGGUUUUGUUCAUAGUGAUGGCAUUUGUGCAGGUUUCAUUUGCAGCUGUAUACAAGGUUGGAGACUCUGCCGGUUGGACUACCCUUGGCACCAUAGACUACAGGAAAUGGGCUGCAACCAAGAACUUCCAAAUUGGUGACACUAUCAUAUUUGAAUACAAUGCCAAAUUCCAUAAUGUGAUGCGAGUGACACAUGCCAUGUACAAGACAUGCAACGCAUCAUCCCCUAUUGCUACCUUCACCACUGGCAAAGACUCCAUCAACAUAACCAAUCAUGGCCACCACUUCUUCUUCUGCGGCGUCCCUGGUCACUGCCAAGCAGGACAGAAGGUUGAUAUUAACGUGCUCAGCAUUUCUGCAGAGGCACCUACUCCUUCAGGUUCAGCUUUGGCCUCUCCAACAGUUCAAACCUCCACUGUGCCUGCACCUUCUCCUAGCAAUGCUACCCCAUUGAUUUCUCUAAAGGGAUCUUUUGGUUCGGUGGGUUUUAAUAUGACAGUGUUUUGUUUAGUUUGGUUUAUGUACUUUUUGCCUAGAUCGUUGGCACGUUUGUAAACCAUUUGAAUGACAAAGAAAACAUUUAUUAGAUAUAUUACAAUGUAUUUUUCCUCCAAACAUGGUUUUGUAUGUUUAGUUACAUAUGUAUGGAAAAACAUCGGUCGAGAGAUAUCAAUCCCAUAAAUAAAAUAGAUUUUAGUAUUUUGAGUGUA